Molecule: messenger RNA, 3114 nt
Organism: Durusdinium trenchii
Lineage: Eukaryota; Dinophyceae; Suessiales; Symbiodiniaceae
Source: the annotation of a GenBank genome assembly
AUGGCCACGUCCUUGAUGGCGCCAGAUUUCUGGUGCUGUGUCGUUGCUACAGUCGUGCUCCGUCUUUGUGCGUUGCCAUCAGUUGACUUACAGCAGAAGGAUGUGGAGACCGUCAUUCUGUUUCUCAACGCCUUAUGUGUUGGGAUAGGAUAUGGUAUACCGCCGGAGCUGAUCCCCGCACUUUGCGCCGGGAGAUUGCUUCUUGCCUUGAUGUUUCUAAAUCCAGUUCAUGCUCUCUGGACCAACUUGGCUUUAUCUCCAUUCUACAUCAGCAUUGCGGUCUCCUUGAAUCCGGGUGGGUCGGUAACUGCAACGAUUUUCAACGAAUUGUUUCUUAUUGCACAGCUGACACUGGUUUGCGUGUAUGUUGAUGUAAAUGUGAAGAAGGCGGAGGCCAGUACAAUAUCAAUGGAAACGAAGACCAAAGAAGCUCACACAAGCGUGGCUGCUGCAUGCCGGCUUUUGAGUGUGACAUGCGACUCUUUUGUUCAGCUCACCGCAGAUUUACGGAUAAAAGAUCCACAGCGAUCCUUUCUGGAACUUCUAGCAGGGGGCUACAACUUGGAAGGAGCUUCAAUGAUUGAUUUGAUCAGUCCAGCUGAUCGAAACCGGUUCCUUGAUGUGAUCUCAGAGUCUGACGAGAAUUCUCGAGACGGGAAUUCAGUCGACCUUCCUGCUCGAUCUUUGUCUUUGCAGCUACUGGAUACGCUCGGUACGACCUUGGAAGCGCGGCUCUACUUUGUCCAGAUUCCAAGCACUGAUUCUUCGGAAACACGUGCGGAACACUUGAUCGGGAUCACUGAGAUUGUCAGCAAUCAGGUGGUCGCCAGUCGCGCUGGCUCAAGGGCUGACACUGAAGAUAUGAGGCUGGCAUCGAUCGACAUUUCAGAUGUUUUCAAGUCUUUCGCGCUGCUGCCAGUUGGGCACUUUCGCACUGGUAGCGGAGCCGGUAAUACACCGGCUCCAGCUGCGUUGGCCAUGGCGAAUCGAGAUGAUUCUGGCUACAAAGGCCUGUACCGAGACGACGAAGUGGUCGUUGACAAGGACGGAGUGCCGCAUUACAGCGGCGCAGAUCCUGGCGAUGGAAAAGAUGCCCAAGAAGAAGCCCGAGAUCUAGCAAAGAAGCAACAGCGAUUUGCCAAGAAGCUGUUGGACGCCCUGCAUGGCGAGGCCUGGCGAUGUUGUCAGGUGUUGAUCGAAGACAUUGCCAAGUUGCGAGAGAAAGAUGGUUACAAGCAUGUGUUCAAAUGCUUGCAGAGCAUUGAGAAGGUGACCGUGAUCAAGAAGACCGAAGCAUUUGACACCUUCUUCGAGAAGUGCCAUCGUCGCAAAGGUCAGAGCAUUGAUGCAUUUCUUCGUAUGCAGUCCCAGGCAUGGUCAGAUUUGCAAGAUCUCACAGAUGGCAGUACGACAAUGUCAGAAGACCUUCGCACCUACUUCCUCCUCAAGCAUGUUGGAUUGUCGAAAGAUGACCGAAGGCAGACUUUGUUAUCGAAUCAGUCCAACUACACCAUGGAGGGUGUUGAGCAGGCAUUGCGUGUGUCGUACUAUGAUGUGCAUGAGCGCGAGAAGUCGCGCAACCAUCGUGAUUGGGGCAACCACCAGCGUGGACAUCAGAGUUACAAGAAGAAGCGCUAUGCCCAUGCAGUCACGGAGGAGCCCGACAUCCCUGAGGAUUGUGAGCAGUAUGAGACCGCGUCGGAGACCACGAUUGAAGAUACCGUCGCAGUGGAGGACUAUGAGGAAGAGGGGCCCGGUGAGGCCAAUUCCGAUGCUGGAGCCUCAGGUGAUGAUGAAGUUUUCGAGGCCUAUGCGGCCAUGGAUCGGCAGCGCAAGUCCUACAAGGAGAGCCGCAAGCACUUGCGCACGUUGCAGAAGAGCAGAGGCUUUUUCCAUGGCGAUGUGAAGGGUGAGAUCAGCAUUGAAGAUCGCAAGGCCGCAGUUCAGAAGGAGAAGCAGCGCACACGCUGUGCGGCAUGUGGCAAGAUUGGCCAUUGGGCGGGCGAUCAGGCUUGGACCUCAUCCAAGAUUGGCCCGAAGAAGUUCGACAAGAAGAAGGGCUCAGGCAAGGGCAAGUCAAAGGGCAAGGCAUACCUCGCGGGUGAAGCUCCUUCCUUUUUUUCGCUGGACUUUGAUGAGCGUGGAGAAGAUGUUACAGAGUUUUGCAACAUGGUCGGCGAGAUCAAGGAGGAGACAGAAGAGGCGGAGCCCAUGCUGGAUGCUGACCUCGAAUCAAGGCGCAAGAAGGCCGUGCCCGUGGCAUCAGAGUCGGAAUGGGCAUCAUCAUCCGUUGGUACAUCAUCAGCCACCCCCAUCAAUGACAUGACCUAUGCCAAGGGUUAUACGACAGCCACACCCAUGAUUCCAGACAGCCCAGCCAAAGUGUUCGUGAAGGUGGAGAUUGAGAUCCCCCGGCCAGUCAGAUCCGUACCUUGUUUGGCGCCCAGUUUUGAGGAUGUCCGGCCAGCCAAGCUGAUGGAGAUGAAGGUCUACGAGCUUUCGUCCGAGUGUGAGGCUUGGGGAAUUGCGACCUCAGGCAACAAGUCAGAGUUGCAGAAUCGGCUUGAGGCCUUCUUCCAAGGAGAACCAGUUCCUUGCAAGGGCUGCGCCAAGCAGUUCGUUCAGUUGAGAGUGGAUUCAUUGGAAGCCGGAACAGCAUCAUCACAGAAGCCGAUCACCCCAGGAGCACGCCCCAAGGCGACAGCCAAGAAAUCCGCAGCCAAGCCAAAGCCCACGGCAGCCCGUGGCUAUUCCUACGCCGCCGAGAAUGACCAGCCAGUCCAUGGUGAGAGCCAAGGGGAGUUCAGCCCAGCAACCCAGUUGCACAGCCUCGAGCGAGUGAUGUCGCCAGUGACGGGAACUUUUCGCACCACAACCAGCCCGAAGACGCCAUCCCCGGCCAGGUGGAGCAUCCGGCCAUGGACCCCAGAACAUCCGUACCGGUCCCAGCUGGCAUGGCGAUUGGGCAGAUUCCGCCGUGGCUCGGCUGCCCUUUUGGCGGUCAUCCUCUGGUCCUUCGUCGCAACCGGGAGGACGCAGGAUUGUUCUUCGGCUGCGGCUGCUAUGACUACCCUCGAUGCCGAGGCUAUGAAUCCACUUUGCCGGAAGGUAUGA